UUAUCUAAACACCCUGGCACACAAAUGUGUGCUCACACACAGAUACUCACUCUACUACUACUACUACUAGCAUUAAGCAAACACUUGGUCGUCUUUGGCUAAUAUGAAUGAAUGAAUUGAAUCAAUGGCUGGCUGGCUAGCUAACCGACUGUCUUAGUUUGUAUUUUACGUAGGCGCUGAUCUUUUGUGUUGUGUUUUGUUUGAAGUAUGUGUGAGAGAGCGCAAGCAAGUGGGGAGAGAAAGAGAAAUAAAACAACAGCCUUAUUAGUGGCGGCAGCAGCAGCAGCAGAGGUAUUGCCGUGUCGGCAGCAGAUACAAGAAACACAACGGCGACCACUGGGAAAAAGAAAAACAACUACUUCAGACAUUGGUUAGUUGUGAGUGUUCAGUUUAAAUUAUUUUUGUCAAGCAAGAGGUUCGGACGGAUAUACGCGCGCGUCUCUCGCUUUAUUUUCACAAAGCACACAACUCAUUGCUAAGUUACUUACUUACAUCUUCUACUACAGCAUUUAAUCGAAAAAGAAAUCAAAACACUGAAAUAAAAAACAAACAACCCAGCAAACAUUUUCAAAUGCUCAAAUGAUUAUAUGGAUAUUAAAAAAGAGAUUAGAAAUUUCAAAACAAGAAAUUAAAGGAGAAAAAGAGGAAUAAAAACAAAAAAAUAUAUAACAAAUAAUAAAAAAUUGUGUGACUAAAAAAAAUAUUUUUUGUGCAAACCGGGGAUUAUUAACCAAAAUUAAGAAAGCCCUUAGAUUAUUGGAACCUCUAUUUUUGAAAAAAAAAUAAAAUAUUCAAGUGUUUAAUAGUGCAAAAUCUUUUCAAACACACCACCACAUUUUAUGACAAUUUAAUAAAAACCACAACCACUUAAUAAUUCCCCCCCCCCCUACCGCCUCUACUACAAAAAGUGUUUCGUCAACCAGCCACACAAAUUUCAUAUCUCGGCAAUUUUUUUCGAAUAAACAACAACAAAAUAAAUAUUGCAAGUACCACCAGCAUAUUUUCAUUUAUCUCAAACUGGAACAGUGCCCUAAAACCAAAAACCAGAUUUAUUUCAAACAACAUUUUUGCCCGCCCUCAAAAGCAACAAAACCAACAUAAAUGUCAAGUGUCAUGCAACAAGCAAUAACAACAACAAGCAAGAUUAAUUAAAAUCUAUUUAUACGGGGCUUAUUUAGCCAGUGACCACUUGAGGCCCCCAUAUUUAAGGAAUUAAGCAACAGCUAGAGGACAACCAAAACCAAAAGUGUGUGAAGCAAAAGCAAAAAUUUCAAAAAAAAAAUCAAAAAUAUUAUUUUAAACAUUUGCCUUGCAGUUUAAAGAAAGUCAAUGACGGUUAGCUUUCGGCUCUUAGUUCAUUGUUUAGUUCAUACUUUUAACCUGGAGCAAUGCCGCCUUCUGCGUUUUUAGUUGGUUCUACCAUUAUAACAACACCCAAUACACCAGCUAGCGCAGCCACUGGCAUCAUUGAGUCCUCAUUGUCACCCGUUAAGGCACGCCAGAGUCCCCAAAUCAAAACGGAAUACAAUAGUCUCAACAACAAUUGUCAUACGCUGCAGAAUUUCAAUUAUCUAAACUCCAGCAGCAACAACAACAAGAACAACAACAUUGAUAUUAGUGAGAAAAUUGCAGCAGCCAAUAUGGUGUUACAAUCCUACAACAGCUAUGAGCAAUAUCAUUUGCCACAGCAUCAUCAUGCCCAGACGGCAGCAGUGGUCAUAGCUGCCCAACAGCAGCAACACUCACCGCAAUAUACGGCCAGUGCAACGGUGCUAACAGCUGCUGGGCAACAGCAAAUGCAUCAACACCAUCAUCAUCAGCAACAUCAACAGCAGCAAAGUACAAAUUUAUCACCCUAUCAUCAUAACUUAUAUCACAGCCCGCCGCCAGCAAGCACGCAGCAACAACAUCAUCACUCGCAGCAACACACGCCCCAGCAACAUUCAAGCCAUGCCCAUCACCAGCAUGCACAUCAGCAGCAACAGCAUCAUCAUAAUCAUCAUCAGCAACAGCCCCAGCGUCAACAUAUCCCCCCGCAACAACAACAAACACAUCAUCAGCAACAUUUGCACUCACAACAUGCAACAGCAGCCUCCUCCUCUUUACAACAUCGUUUAUCCGGCGGCAGUAGCAGCAGUGUAGCAUCCUCCUCAAAUAACUCAACCAUACAUGCUGCCUCCCUUAACUCACCCAAUAGUUCGGCGAAUCAUAAUUCCUCCACAAAUAAUGCCUCUGCCAUUGCCUGCGUCACCUCUGUAACAACCACUGCCCCCUCAUCGUGUACAACCUCUAUGGCUUCGUCAUCGUCAUCAUCAUCUUCAUCUUUAGCCUCAUCAUCAUCAACGGCGGUGAAUACUUCCUCGCUGGUUAACUCCUUAACAACCGCUUCAAGUGCUGCCACCUCCGCUACUGCCAACUCCUCAACGGCUGGUCCGUUUCUGACAGGCAUUGGUAGUGCGGCCACAGCGGCUUCCCUGGGCAUUAAUUACUUCAAUGACUCCCUGCCAUAUGUGGGUGAUUAUAGUGCAUCAACGGGCCAUCUGUAUACCGAUAUCGAUGCGAAUUUCUUUAGUCAAGGUUAUGCAUCAUCACAUGAUCGCAACAAUAGCCCGCCACCAACACAGCAGCAACAACAACAACAACAGAAUGCUAGUGCCAAUAACAACAAUUCAAUGAUGCCACCCGCUCAAACACAACAAUCUGCGACAGCGUCUGUGGCUGCGGCAGCCAUAGCUGCUGCGGCGGCCGCCUCCAACAGUAGUCUCUCGCCAAACAGUGCUAAUAGUAAUAACAAUAACAGCAACAAUAGCAACAACAACAACAACAAUAAUAACAAUAACAACAAUGGUGCCAAUCUCAAUUAUAUGCAAAUGGCCAUGCGAAAUUCCGCAGUGGCUUUCUAUUCCCAACAUCAAAUGAAAGAGGAACCCGGCACUCAAUCAGCCUAUGGCAAUUUGGGCGGUGGUGGUGGUGCUUCAGCUUCAAAUUCCAACAAUCCCAAUGAUCCCACAGAUCUCUCAUUUGGCCUGUCAGCUGCUCAUUUGGCCAAUGCCUCUGCCGUUGCGGCGGCUGCAGCAGCCGGCUAUGAUGAUAGUGAUUAUCACAGUACAAUGUCAUCACAGGAUCAUCAGGGUCCCGGAAGUUAUUUAGAUGGUAGUCCUGCUGAUUUUUAUGGCCUUAAUGUGGAGCCGAAAUACAAUACCUAUGGACGUUCAAGAAUUCACGAUACCUACUCCCCAGAUUUUUCACUCUAUGAUGCUUCCCAAUAUCCCGGCAUGGGCUCACAAAGUGAUCAAUGGGGUUCCCAUCAUGGCGGCCAGCAAACAGCAGCGUAUUUGUCCUCCAUGUGUCUGGAUAAGGCGCUAUUGGGUGGUUAUCCCACACAGGGAGGUGUGCCAUGUUUCCAGGGUUCGGGACCCAUACAGCUGUGGCAAUUCCUGUUGGAACUUUUAAUGGAUAAGACAUGUCAGGGUUUUAUUUCAUGGACUGGAGAUGGUUGGGAAUUCAAGUUGACCGAUCCAGAUGAGGUUGCUCGUCGUUGGGGUAUUCGCAAAAAUAAACCAAAAAUGAACUAUGAAAAGCUGAGUCGAGGUCUGCGUUAUUAUUAUGAUAAAAAUAUCAUACACAAAACUGCUGGCAAACGCUAUGUUUACCGAUUUGUAUGUGAUCUACAAAAUCUGAUUGGUUGUUCACCCGAGGAAUUGUGUGCUAAAUAUGACCUCAAAACCGAAAAGAAGGAUGAUGAUUAAACACAACAAAUUUUCGGCGUUAUCAAGAAGAUCCCAAUCUUAAAAAACGGGAGCCAACAAAUGAAAAGCAGAAAAUUAAGAAAUAAAAACAAAACAAAAACAACAAUGGUGGAUUCUUCCAAAUGUGCUUAAACAAAAUAUGGUUUGUAAUAAACACUCAAUGUAAAAAAGAAACUUGGCGCACAACUCACAUACAAAAAACCACAUAAAUUUUUUUGUUUUUUUUUUAUACUACAACUUUUUUUUAAAUUUUUUUUUUGUAUUUGUUUAAAAACAAUAACAAAGAAAACUAAUUUUAUUAUAUAUAUUAUUUGAAUAAAAUUAGCAUUAUAUAUAUUGAUUGGAAACGUGAUGUAAUUAAAUAAGUUCUUUUUUACAAGAAACAAAAUAAUUUUUUUUUUAUAUAUAUUUAAGAAAAAAAUAAUAAAAUUAAUUAUUAUACAGAAAAAAAAAACAGAAAAAUCAAACAAAAAAUUUUAGUGGCUUGUUAGGAAAUUACAAUCGUUUUAUUUUUAUUUUUUUUAAGUUAAGUAUUUGAUUAAUAGAAAACAAAAAUAAAAUAAUUAAUUUGAAAUUAAUUAAAUUAAAAACAAAACUUUUUCUUAGUACUAAUUAACAACAAAACAGAAAAACGCAAUGUUCUCGUUAAUUUAUUAAGUUUUAUUAUUUUUUUUAUAUAUAUAUAUUUAAUAAAAAAAAAACACUAUAAAACGAAAAGAAAAGCUCAAACAUUCAUUGGUGCAAUGGAAAACUUGAAUUUCUUCAAGUAAAAUUGCUAAAAAUAAAAUUACAAAAAAAAAA
Stomoxys calcitrans (stable fly) is the source of this 4550-nucleotide messenger RNA. RefSeq names its product ETS-like protein pointed (gene pnt). The transcript is spliced from 4 exons. Gene Ontology annotation, cellular component: nucleus. The record is from RefSeq and is a predicted model, not a curated record. Gene Ontology annotation, molecular function: sequence-specific DNA binding; DNA-binding transcription factor activity, RNA polymerase II-specific. Bases 1389 to 3749 code for a protein of 786 amino acids. Gene Ontology annotation, biological process: regulation of transcription by RNA polymerase II; cell differentiation. Lineage: Eukaryota; Metazoa; Arthropoda; Insecta; Diptera; Muscidae.